Messenger RNA from Knipowitschia caucasica, 3480 nucleotides. NCBI's taxonomy places the organism in Eukaryota, Metazoa, Chordata, Actinopteri, Gobiiformes, Gobiidae. The record is from the annotation of a GenBank genome assembly.
AUGAGGGUGGUGCAGAGUAAGGUGAAUCCACUGAACGUGACGCCGCCCAUUCAAGCCGUGGACCAGGACGAGAACAUCCAGCCGCCAUCGGACAGACCCGGAAUCCUCUACUCCAUCCUCCUCGGAAAACCCGAGUCGUACGCGCAAUACUUCAGCCUGAAUCGCACCACGGCUGAGCUGCUGCUGCUGAGGCCCAUCGACAGGGAGCUGUUCCACAAAUUUGAUCUUGUUAUAAAGGCAGAGCAGGACAACGGCCACCCCCUGCCAGCCUUCGCCAACCUUCAAAUCGAAAUCCUUGAUGAAAACAACCAAGCUCCCUACUUCCUGGAGAGGAGUUACCAUGGCUACGUCAGCGAAGCGUCUCCGGUGGGGACGACCGUAGCCUCCGACGCGAGCCUGGCCACGCCGCUGUCCGUGGUGGCCCUGGAUAACGACGUGGAGGAGACAAAGGAUCCUCAGCUGCACUUCUCAUUGGACAGUUACUCGAGUGUUUUCGCCGUGACGACAGCUGGCAUCACACGUCACCUGAUCCUGGCCCGGGCGCUCGACAGAGAGACGCAGGACUCCUACACGUUCACGAUCCUGGCUUCAGACGGCGUCCAGCAGAGCGUACCCGUUGCGGUGACAAUAACUGUGCUGGAUGCCAACGACAAUGCGCCAACCUUCGGCAACGUGUCGUAUAAUGUGAACCUGUUCACAGAUAUGCGGCCUGGGGAGACUGUGAUUCAGCUCUCAGCCCUGGACUCUGAUGCAGGACCCAAUGGGCGGAUCACGUACCGCAUCUUAGCAGGAGAUCAGGGCCAGUUCGUCAUCAAUAACAGCUCGGGGGUGAUCACGGUGGCACCAGGCGUGGAGCUGUCCGUCGGCCGCAGCUACGCUCUGACGGUGGAGGCCAUGGACAACGGGCCUGAAGCUCAAAGACGGUCGUCCAUUACUACAGUCUAUAUUGAAGUUUUCCCUCCGAACAACCAGAGCCCGCCUCGCUUUCCGCGGCAGCAGUACAGCCUGGAGAUCAGCGAGGCGAUGAGGCCGGGAGCCACUCUGCUUAAUCUACAGGCCGUUGAUCGUGAGCGAGAUCCAAUAGCUUAUGAAAUUACCAGCGGAGAUCCCCGCGGACAUUUCCAACUCCAGCACAAGACAGGCUAUCUGGUGCUGGACAAGGCUCUGGACCGAGAGGCUGUGGAUUACUACACUCUGGUGGUCACGGCCUCAGAUGGAUGGCCAGAUGGGACGUCCACCGCUACAGUGAAGAUCGUGGUCACCGACGUCAACGACAACGACCCGCUGUUCGACCUGUCUCUGCCCGUCAACCUCACCGUCAUCGAGGAGCAGGACUCAGCCUACGUCGGACAAGUUAAGGCAACAGACCCGGACUUGGGCGAGAGCGGUCAGGUCCAUUAUCGCCUCGUCAACCACCAGAGCCUGUUUUCCAUCAACGCCACGGGAGCCAUCACCACGGCAGCGCCACUGGACAGAGAGGAGAGGGGACAGUACUUCCUGAUCGUGGAGGCCUCGGACAGCGCCGUGGACCCCCGCAGGUCGCGCCUCACCCUCUUCAUCACGGUCCAGGACGUGGACGACAACAGCCCGGUCUUCACGCAGCAGCAGUACAACAUCGAGCUGCCAGAGAACCGCCCCAAAGACACCGUCAUCCUGGAGCUGAAGGCGAUGGAUGCAGACCAGGGCUCUAACCUCACGUACCGGAUGCGGGUGGAGGGGUCGGACCGAGGCGUGGAGCAGCUGUUCAGAGUGGACCCUCACACCGGAGAGCUGACGGUCCUUCAGGAGCUGGACUUCGAGGAGCUCGCUGUGUCCACCUACUCCUUCAUAGUGGAGGCUCUGGACUCCAGCGGGACCAUGCCUCCUGGACUGGCCUCCGUCACUGUCACUAUCAUGGACAUGAACGACUUCUCCCCGGUUUUCAGUCAGGAGGUGUACCGAGGCAUGGUGGCCCCCAACGCCCUCAAGGGGACCCUGGUUACCACGUUGAUGGCCAACGACUCUGAUCCCGUGGGGACGCCAGCAGGAUUUCUGCGCUAUAGAGUCGACCACGAUACUUACCCUUACUCCGCCAGCAUUUUUGAGGUGGAUGAGUACAAGGGGCAAGUGCUAACCCGGGUGAACCUCAACGAAGAGCCUAACUUCAAGUUCAGUUUGGUGGUGGUUGCCUACGACGACGGCGUUCCCAUAAAGAAGAGCUCGGCGUUGGUCGAGAUCACGGUACUUCAGCCUUCAGUCAUCCCGGUCUUCACACAGGAAGAAUACAGGUUGGCCCCGGUGAGCGAGGAGGCCGCCGUCGGGACCCCCGUGGGAAACAUCGUGGCCGCCGCCGUCAAUCAAACCAUCAUCUACUCCAUCAUCGAGGGCAACGAGCUGGGCAUGUUUUCACUGAAUGAGUCGACAGGACUGAUCUCCACCGCCAAACCCCUGGACUAUGAAGCCAACUCCAGCUUCGUGUUGAGGGUGGAAGCCGACUCCUUGGGGGUGGUGCUCUCCAACUUCAGAGUUCCCUCUAAAUCGAACACAGCCAAGGUGAUGAUCGACGUGCGGGACGAGAACGACCACGUGCCCGUCUUCACCAAAUCGCUGUACAUCGCCGGGGUAACGGAAGACGCCAAAACGUUCACGUCCGUCCUCAAAGUGCAGGCCGUGGAUGAAGACACCGGUAACUACAGUUCUAUGACGUACCGCCUGAUAAUGCCGCCGCUCAUGAGCAAAGACUCGAGUAAAGAUGGUUUUGUCAUCGAUGCGUACUCGGGCGUGGUCAAGACGGCCAUCAUGUACCGCAACAUGAGGAGGUCCUACUUCAAGUUUGAGGUGGUUGCUACGGACAACUACGGACUGGGGCACAGCAGCCGAGCCGACAUCGUGGUGUCUGUGGUGAACCAGCUGGACAUGCAGGUGGUGGUUUUAAAUGUGCCUCCAACUGAGGUGGAGAAAAACAAAGACCGACUACUCAGCAUUUUGGAGCGCCACGUCCAGGACCAGAUCCCCGGGGCGAAAGUUAUUGUGGAAACGAUUGGACCUCAUCGCUAUGGCGACGGGAUGGAGCUGGAAGACUACUCCAAAUCCGGACUAAUGAUUUACGCCAUAGACCCGCUCACAAACAGAGCCAUAGCGCGACAGGAGUUGUUCAAGUUUUUGGAUGGCAAGCUGUUGGAUAUAAAUAAAGAGUUCCAGCCCUUUAUGCCCCCCGGGGGUCGAAUCCUGGAGAUCCGGACUCCUGAGGUGGUGAGCGGAGUGAAGAAGGCCGUGCAGACUGUGGGCUACACGGAGGGGGCUCUGCUGGCCUUGGCCGUCAUCAUCAUCAUCUGCUGCGUCCCGGCCAUUCUCAUCGUGGUGGUCACAUACAAGCAAUUCAAAGAGCGGCAGGAGGAGUGUGCCAAAACAGCCCGGAUCCAGAUGUCUCUUCCAAGCGGCAAACCUGGGGGAGGCAUGGCCAACAACCUGUACGAGGAGCUGGGAGACAACACCAUGUGA